CCUGCCGCGACACUCCUUUCCUCCAUCCUUCGCCUGAGUUUGCCCAGCACUUCCUUGUCUUCUCUUCUGAACCACUAAACACCAGCUGAGAAGAUUCCCUGCCUCCCGCCAUGAUGGCUCUGAAUCACAGCAGCUUUGACCCCGUCACCUUUGUCCUGACUGGCAUCCCUGGCAUGGAGGACUCUCACGCCUGGAUCUCUGUCCCCUUCUGCCUGAUGUACGUUGUGGCACUCCUAGGGAACUCUUUCCUCCUCUUCCUCAUUGCGACAGACCGCAGCCUCCACCAGCCAAUGUGCCUCUUCUUGGCUAUGCUCUCUGUGGCUGACCUCAUUCUGUCAACAGCCACCGUUCCUGAAAUGCUGGCCAUCUUUUGGUUCGGGUCCAGGAAGAUCUCCUUUGAUGCCUGCAUUGCCCAGAUGUUCUUCACCCACGUCAGCUUCAUUGCGGAGUCAACCAUCCUCCUGGCCAUGGCCUUUGACCGCUACAUCGCCAUUUGCGAUCCUCUGCGCUACAUGACCAUCCUGACGCCAUCGGUCAUUGGGAAGGUGGCCGUGGCAGCUGUCAUCAGGGGGCUGUGCAUCAUGGUCCCACCCAUCUUCCUCCUCAAGAGGCUGCCCUACUGCGGCCACAGCAUUAUGCCCCAUACCUACUGCGAGCACAUGGGCAUUGCCCGGCUGGCGUGCGCAGACAUCACGGUCAACAUCUGGUAUGGAUUCACGACGACCCUCCUGUCCUCAGGGGUGGACGUGGUGCUCAUUGCCUUGUCGUACGCCAUGAUCCUCCGGGCCGUCUUCCGGCUCCCCUCCAAGGAAGCCCGGCUGAAAGCCCUGCGCACUUGCGGCUCCCACAUCUGUGUCAUCCUCAUGUUUUACAUGCCGGCCUUCUUCUCCUUCCUCACCCACCGCUUUGGCCACAACAUUCCCAGCUGCAUCCACAUCCUGUUGGCCAACCUCUACGUGAUCGUCCCUCCCAUGCUCAACCCCAUUGUCUAUGGGGUAAGAACGAAGCAGAUCCGGGCGCGAGUCAUCCACAUGUUCUCACAGACACGGGGCGGGACGUGUUGCUGAGAGAUCACGCUUGGCGCCAUGCAAGCCCUGGUUGAGGGCCCUUUGCCCAAAGCUGCCUGCUCUGAUAGUAUGAGAUCCCUUCUUCAGGAGAGAAAGAAGAUGGACUGCCAAGGAAGUGGAGUGAGCAGGAAUGGCCGGUGCAAUCCUUACCUGCAUCUCUCUGUUCUUGCUGUUGCAGUCUUCCACAGUCAGGUGCUGCUUUACCACCCAUCCAGUGUUCCCGUGGGCUGUGCUCUGUGGUGAUUCCUCAA
Messenger RNA from Rhineura floridana, 1318 nucleotides. RefSeq names its product olfactory receptor 52B2-like. The transcript is spliced from 2 exons. Gene Ontology annotation, cellular component: membrane. Gene Ontology annotation, molecular function: G protein-coupled receptor activity; olfactory receptor activity. Gene Ontology annotation, biological process: G protein-coupled receptor signaling pathway. The record is from RefSeq and is a predicted model, not a curated record. Lineage: Eukaryota; Metazoa; Chordata; Lepidosauria; Squamata; Rhineuridae. Bases 111 to 1067 code for a protein of 318 amino acids.